Molecule: messenger RNA, 6032 nt
Organism: Hippoglossus stenolepis (Pacific halibut)
Lineage: Eukaryota; Metazoa; Chordata; Actinopteri; Pleuronectiformes; Pleuronectidae
Gene: necab2
Product: N-terminal EF-hand calcium binding protein 2
Exons: 13
Coding region: 43-1341 (432 amino acids)
Biological process (GO): regulation of amyloid precursor protein biosynthetic process
Cellular component (GO): cytoplasm
Molecular function (GO): calcium ion binding
Source: RefSeq, a predicted model, not a curated record
UCUCCCCCAUAGAGCGCAGCAUGAGCGCUCCGCGGCAAAAGGAUGUGUGAGCAGGCAGCGCGCUACUGUCGGGACGGAGUCCACAAACUGCUCAACAAAGAACAAGCCAAACUUCGAGCCCAGGAAACCCGCGAGCAGCCGAACCCCGUAGCCGGUCAGGACAGCGAGUCCGCGACGGCAGCGCAGCCCGGAAACAGCGGAGCCCAGCCCGGUGGAAUCGACGGGCUCGUCCGCUGGAUCGUCACCAAAAUGAGCGACAACAAGAACAUCUCCAGCCGGGAGUACGCCUCCAGCAGGGAGGAGGUGGCCGUGGCGCAGGAGCAGUUCUUCGCCCCGGAGCCGCGGAGAGGCAUCUCGGUGAUUUUGGAUAUAUUCAGAAGAGCUGACAAAGACGAUGAUGGUAAACUGUCUCUGGACGAGUUCCAGGCCUUCUUCUCUGACGGUACGCUGAACGAGGAGGAGCUGGAGAAGCUGUUCCACACCAUCGACUCUGAUAACACCAGUAAUGUUGACACGAAGGAACUCUGUGACUACUUUGCUAAACACAUGGGGGACUAUGAGGGAGUUCUGGCCUCGUUGGAAACACUCAAUCUUUCCAUCCUUAAAGCCAUGGACUUCACCAAGAAGGUUUACGAAAGAGGAACCAACGUAGAGCAGUUUGUGACACGCUUCCUCCUGAAGGAAUCGGCCAAUCAGAUCCAGUCUCUGCUGAGCUCUGUGGAAAGUGCUGUGGACGCCAUUGACGAACAGCACAGCCAAUCAGGUCAUCUACCUGCCAAGGCGAGCCCACGAAUGUCUGAGAAGCGCAAUGACAACGCUGUCCCUGACUACCCUCCUAACAACAGAGUCAGCGCCGCCAGGGAGGCUGUCAGGACCAUCAACACUGCUUCAGGUGCAGUGGAGGUGAGGAAAGAAGGUCUGGAGUCUCAGAUCAACCGCCUGGCUGAACUAAUCGGUCGACUGGAGAAUAAGACGGUCUGGUUGGAUCUGCACCAGAGGCUAACAGACACAGAUGGCACACCCAGCGCCUCCUUGUUGCUGAUUCGUCAGGAGAUGGUGGUUUCCCAGAAGAAGCUGGGCGAGUUCUGCGAGGCCCUGAAGCAGUACCUGAAGAACGUGUCCGCUCAGAGAGACUGUUUUCAUGUGACCGCCGUGCGUCUGCCGGACGGUUUAUCCUUUGUCGUCUACGAGUUCUGGGACGGAGAGGAGGAGUGGAAGAGACACCUCCAGUCCACCCCCAACAAAGCCUUUCAGCAUGUGAAGGUGGACACACUGUGCCAGCCGGAGACCGUGUCCUCUGUAGCCGUGCCAGCCGCCUGGUGCAGCGUGAACAGGGACUGAGCAUGAAGACUUUCCGCCACACGCCAAGACUCCUCCCUCUCCGACCCGCCCUCCGCCCCUGAAACCUUCUCCCCCUGCAUUUCACCCACUCUCACGCCCUCUCCUCUCUCCACCCUCACAUUCCUCAACUCUUUUUGUAAGUACAUGUUUACACAGUGCAAAUCGAUGGUGUCAACUACAGUGAAAAUUGAACAAACAGUGCAUUGGACAACGUGAGAUAUAAAAAAAAGAAAAAGAAAAAAGAAGCUUAAAAGGCGUUUGCAUCUCACCGUGGUGGUUUGCUGGUUGGAGAUUUUUUGGGAUUAUUUCAUGCUCAUGUUUCCAGUAGCUUUGAGCCUGGUGGAGUUCGUCUUGUAGCAGGAACCCCGGCGUAGAGUUUUUCAUGUAGCAGUAACCGUCAAUGGGUCGAGUAUUGUGUCAUUUAAUUUCACAAAGAAAGUGAAGGUUGAAUUUACCAUAAAAAGGCUCCUCUUCUGUACGUAGCUGUCAUUUCUUAGUAGCUGCUCUCUCCACUUCUGUUCUCAUUGUUCUAAUAAUUCCAAUGGUUUUGUAAAUGAACAAAUGGUUUUGACGUCUUUCUCACAUCAGCCAUUCUGAACUCAGACAUGUUGAGUAAUCGAGGACGAACAACAGACCACGUGGGCAAAUUAGCUUGAAAUCUCAGGAGCAAACUGAAAGCUUGAAUUUAGCUCGAAGGUUAACUAGCUCGAUGCUUCUGUGAAUAUAGCUUCGUGCUUUUCAGCAUUAUAUACUUUUCGACCCAACCCGAUUUUGUAGGCAGUCAGAAUCUCUAACAGUUUAUUACAAGAUGCUCCUAGAGUCCAAUGUUCCUCAGGUCAGGAUCAGGGUCCGGUAUUACCGAGGUCUUAAGGUUCCCAGGAUCUUUAUAUCCGCGGCUCCUAUGUUCCCAAAGGUCUUAAGGCCGAUUCAAAGUUAACUGGAACAAAAACCCUAAGUCUAAAAGUUCCCUCUGAGAGUUUUUAAAGGUAAGAAUGACUCUGAAGAAGAUAUGGGCGACAAAUACAACAUAUCUGAUGUCGUAGUGUAUGUAAUAAUUUAACUAUCUUCAUUCCCAAAUAAUAAAAAAUUAUAAUUUUACCAUCUCAACACACAAAUGAGAGAGUUAGAUCCAUUUGUUCCCUGAGAUCUUCAGAAUGGCUGCUGUGAGAAUUGCAGGUGCGACAUACAGAGAAACAUUAAGUUCUAUUUCUUCAUGUAGCUUUUAUUCCAUCGAACACUUUGGGGUUUGGAUUUCUCCGCGUUGACCUCAGGGUCAUUCUAGUUGUGACAUGAAGCCUUUUGCUGCUACAUGAGACAGAGGAGAGAGAAACAGCUCCUCACUGAUCUCCAUGCAGCUCAACAUGCUUUUACUUUCGCCUUCCGCCUGUGUAUUCCAUGUCUGAAUUUGGCAGUGGGUAACUUAUUAGCUGUGUGAGUCUAGUAGAGAUUGUACAUAAUGCAAACGUUGUUCUAUUAUGAUUCUACUUGUAUUUAUUGACAUAUUUGAGUGCACAGUUUUCCUCGGUGGGAGCUGAACAGCAGCUUUACAGUUGCUGCUCAGCUCCUCUCAACAGUUUCUUUGAAUCAAACCAUCGGAAACAGACACACCCCAUCUGAACGACAUCGAAUUUAAAAGCCUUAAACAUCACCACAUGCUAGAGGAGGUUUUUCAAAGGGUUUGUUAAAAAAAAAAAAAAGAGAGACGACUUAACUUUUUUUUGAUGUGACGUAAACUCCCAGUAAGCAGGGAAACGCCCACUAGGGGUCUUUCGGUGUCGGCCUCUCCGCAGGUUAUGCAGAACCCGUCCUGAGUUGCAGUAACGUGUCGACCGUUUCACAGAGAGCGUUCGAUUUCUCUACGCCAGACUUAUGCAGUUCUCGACAUCUCGAGAUACGACUUCACACCACUGUAUGUGCCGUAGCCGAUCCACCACAUUAGCAUUUCCCACACACAAUAAAGACGUAUAUUUCCACUGUUGACCCCCAAAGUGCAAAAAAAGUCACGUAGAGGAAGGGUUCCACUUUAACAGGAGGGAUCACAGGUGGUGCAGAUCUCAGCCGUCAGAAUCAGACGCAUGAUGGGUCUGAUCUCCCAGUAAACCAUCCACAGGAAAUCCAUCUGAGCAGAUUGAUAUUGAAAAAAGUUUUUUCCAUAAAUCAAAAACACGAAAGUAGACUGAAACCUCCACAGUAACUUAAACAUCAACUCGAUCACGUGUUUGUUUGAUGGACUGAACUUCAGUGCAUUAUAAACCGGGACAUGUGCAGAAGAACUGGAAUUUACUGUGAGUAAAAAAGAAAUAGUGAUUUUUCAUUUCAGUAGAUGUCAGAUUUGUUGGAAUUGAUCAGACCCACCUCUGCAUCUGCUCUGACUCCCCCCCAAAUCUCACCCCUUCGCCCUGGGGAGGGACUGAAAUCCCCCCCCCCCACCUGACCUCACCACCACCCCCACCACUGAACGCCCUCCACACUACAAUCAGACUCUCGUUCAGAAAGCACAAUGUAAAAAUGAGUGGAUAUUGUGACUCGAAGAUACAGAUAUAUUAGAGGUUAUUGAGUAUGAUGAGAGUAUUUAGAGAUGAAUAUAUAUAUAUAUAUAUAGUCUUACUGUUUAUCUGGUUUAAGAUCUACUAUUCAUGAAUCACUCCUUUCCAGCUCUUUAUAGCUACUUUCAAAACGGUGCCAUCUGACCAUCCGCCUCAGUGUUGGGUCUAUUUUCUUUUCCAUCUGUGAACGACAGAACUGUGGUGGCAGUGAGCGAGGAUUCAGCUUCACGGGUACAACGUCGAUCUCUCUUCCUUUAGAGCGCUGGGCUGCGUUGAGCCGGGCCGAAACAUGUGGAGUUAGUAUAACUUAUACUGUAAAAUAAAUGUAUAUCACGGUAGACUUGUAGAACAUGCAUGCAAAGGCUUUAUCUAUGAAACUUAUAUCCAAGAGUCUGAGGUAUUCUGUGGAGUUUCUGACCACCAGGUAGCGCUGCAGAGCAAUAUAAAGUGGGCCCCUGUUUUUGUAACUGACUGUAAAUAAAGAUGGACGACUCAUCUGCGCGUCCUCCCACUGUCCAAAAACGAAGCCAAAAUAUCAGGUGCUGCCAUCUUGCUUCUACGUAGCUGUGUCCAUAUGCAAGUCAACUGGAGGUGAAUUAUUUUACUUUUGGGGUUGAAUCGUAUGGAAGUUAGCAUAAAAAAACGAAUUAAAAUUGUUUGACAUCGUUGAUAGUAAAUCUGUGUAAUUGUAUCAUUAAAUAUAAAUUUGUUCAGCUAGUUUGACACUUUAUGAAUUCCUUUAAUGUGCGAAAAAAAUCAAUUGAAGUUAAAUAAAUGUGGAAAAGAUCAUUCAUUCAUUUAUUUGGAUAUAAUCAGUAGAUAUUAAGAUUUUAAUAAACAAACAAUCUGCAAUAGUUUCCUCCAGAUGGUUAUUAUCCGUUAAGAACUGUAUUUCCAGACAUUGAACACUAGGGGGUGGAGUCUCUAUAUGAAAUGGAAUACGAACCCAAAACAAAACUUGUUCGGAAAUGAGUCGUAAAAUUACUUUGAAAACCCUCCAAGGAUUAGCUAAAUUAUAAUUUACGACAUUUUAACAUCUUAUCGUUCCUCAACGAACUAGUUUUAGCUUUUUUUCCAACGCUCUCGACUACAGAUUGUAAAAAUAGUUUGGCUUCGAUUAUGUUUCCAUUUUAUUCUCGUCGCAUAUUUAGUAUUUAAUAUUUAAUAGCUGCUCCCACGGCGCCACAUUCUGCUGCUUUUUGUUCCCAAGUCAACUCCACAGGGUCCUUCAAGCUUCCACUCAUCAAAUAACUCCUUCACUCCUGUGCAGCUACAAACUGUCACACUAGCUGCUGAGCUCUGAACAGAAACACAAAGCCAUAGUGCAUGGGUUGAUGUUUACACGUCAGUGACUUUACCACACUGACAGCCAUAGUACCACAGUGCUGGAGCCCCGCUGAACGCAGCCCACGCGCUCUAACCGAGAGGGCGCUUCCUGUGCGCGGCGCCCGGCCCCGGUCGGGUCGUGCAUGCGAGGUCGAUCAUCAGAAAAUGCCCGACGCUGUUUCCUGUUGAAACAUUCCUAAAUGUCCCUCUGACACGUGCCACCGGCUCCUUUUUCUAUCCCACGACUCGACCGAACGUUUUCCUGGCGACGCGCGAGAGGACAGGAGGAGGUCGUGUAGCCGUAGAGACGCUGGCGGGUCAGGAAGCGUUUUACCUCAACACGUGUUGUCACAUGACACCGAGCCAAUCGAGAAUAUACAUCAAGGCCGUAACUCCUCCCCUCCGCGGGUGUGUUCUUUUCUAUCCUUUAACUGAGUGCAUGUCAACUGAAUGUCCAGUAACUUCUUUGCUGUAGUAUUAGGCCAUGCUACUCUUCAAUGGGUUUUGUGCUUUUCUUACCUUCUUUCUUUUCUAGUAUUCCUAUGAAGAAGACAGAGACUAAAAUCUAUUAUAUGAAAUAUACACUAUAUGACUAGAAAAAAAAAAAAUGGCAUACAUGAAUGAAGAGUCACUUUUAUGGCAAUGUUUAAUGAAAUAUUAAUUCUUAAUGUAUGUUUCAGUAAACGGCUUUCUCUUCUUAAGUGUAGAGACUUAUUGCAGGGAUGCAAGUAUUAUAUUUGGUCUUUAAAGAAUAUCUUGUUGAAAUUCUAGAUGAUGUAGAGUGAUGCAAUUCAAUAAAACUAGAAAACUGAGAAACAA